Molecule: messenger RNA, 4395 nt
Organism: Lepisosteus oculatus (spotted gar)
Lineage: Eukaryota; Metazoa; Chordata; Actinopteri; Semionotiformes; Lepisosteidae
Source: RefSeq, a predicted model, not a curated record
CCGAGCAGGGACUGUCCGUACAAUAGCAGUCCCAUCAGCUGUUGUGCUGGGGGGUGAAUGGGGUUUCUUUCUCCUGCGGGGUUUUCGAAGUUUUGAGAACACCACCCCUGUAACACCGGGAUCCUCGCGUGUUUCGGUGACGAGCACACACCCCCCCCAAAAAAAACCACAACUGGGGGGAAAAAAAAUCUUUCUUUCUUUUUUUUUCUUUCCAGAAAUCGACAAAUCGUUUUUUUUCCCCCCCGUUUCCAGCUCGUUCCAUUUGGAAUUGGGGGGUAGACUGUGAGUGUGCAUGCUGGUGGCGAAGCGACUGAACUGGGUCUUUUUUGGGGGGGUGGGGGGAUUUCUGGAGGAAUGAGCACACUGCUGGAGAGGGAAAGCGAAGAAGCGCAUGGUUGAAGGAGAAAAUGGAAUGCAGAGAAAUCGGAGCCGAUGUGGAGGAAAAAACGCCACCAGUUGAGAAAUCUCCAGAUGUGAACCCCAAAGAAGAGGUGAAGAACCCCGCGAGAAAAGAUGCCUCUCCCGCUCCCCCAGGCAUGAGUGUCAGCCCUCGACCCAAACAAGAUGGCCUGAAAUCGGAGGACAGACAGAAACUGGCCAAGGAGAGGAGAGAAGAGAGAGCCAAAUAUUUGGAGCAACGUAGCAUGACGCAAGCUGCCAAGAAGACGCAGUGGCUGGAGAAAGAGGAGAAAGCCAGACAGCUGCGCGAGAAACAGCUGGACGACCGCAGAAAGAAGCUGGAGGAGCAGAGGCUGAAGGCCGAGAAACGCAGGGCGGCGCUGGAGGAGAGGCAGCGGCAGAAACUGGAGAAAAACAAGGAGAGAUACGAAGCCGCCAUUCAGAGAUCUGCAAAGAAAACAUGGGCAGAAAUCCGCCAGCAGAGGUGGUCUUGGGCAGGAGGCCUUAGCCAGAACUCGCAGAAGGAAGGUACAGGCAGAUGUUCGAUGUCAGCGGUGAACCUCCCUAAACAUGUGGAUUCCGUUAUAAACAAGAGGCUGUCCAAGUCCUCUGCCACCCUCUGGAAUUCGCCAAACAGAACCCGCAGCCUACAGCUCAGCCCCUGGGAGAGCAGCAUUGUGGACCGGCUGAUGACGCCCACCCUGUCCUUCCUGGCCCGCAGCCGCAGCGCCGCCACCCUGCUGGGCAGCGGGAAAGACGCGCUCUCGCCCCUGUGUCCUCGGUCGGCGUCCGCCAGCCCUCUCGCCCCCUGCAAUAACCACAGAGCCCAUCACCGCUGCUCCGACCGCUGGAAGGUGUCGGCCAGCACCCCUGACAUCACCCAGCGCCGGAGGCGGGACUCCACACCGAUGGAGAAAAAGAAAAAAGAGAAGAAAGACAAGGAACGGGAAAAUGAAAAAGAGAAGCACGCCCUCGCAAAGGAAAAGGUGCUGAAGAAGAGGCAGUCUUUGCCAAGCAUGAAACACAGAAUAGAGACCAGCAGUCCAGCGUCCAAGAACCGUCCUUCUUCGCCGUCGACGCCGAAGGCGCGGCCUGCUUCCCCCAGCCCCGCGGUGUCUGCCAGGAUCCUGGCUGAGAAACGCCGGCAGGCCCGCGAGCAGAGGGAGAGAGAUGAGCAGGAGAGGAGGGAGAAGGAGGAGAGAGAGAGGGUUCUCCGCGAGGAGCGGGCGCAGCAGGAGGCGGAGGAGCGCGCACAGCGCCAGGCCGAGGCCCAGAGGCUAGCGGAGGAGCGCCGGCAGCAGGAGGAGGCCCGGCAGCAGAGGGAGGCGGAGGAGCGGGCGCGGGCCGAGCAGGAGGAGAGCGAGCGGCUCCAGAGACAGAGAGAAGAGGCCGAGGCGAAGGCCCGGGAAGAGGCCGAGAAGCAGCGCCUGGAGAGGGAGAAACACUUCCAGAAGGAGGAGCAGGAGCGCUUGGAGAGGAAGAAGCGUUUAGAAGAGAUUAUGAAAAGGACACGUAAAACGGACGGUGGAGAAAAGAAAGACGCCAAGUCUUCCUCUUCUGCUCAAGUGAACGGCAAAGACGCCAAGGCGGAUCCCAAGGGAAGAGAGGCCAAUUCUCGGCAAAACACAGAGGCACAAAUAGUGGUGUCAAAUAAGGAGACAGAGGAGGCCCAGUCACAGAGCACCAUAAAGGAGAAGCCUGGGGAACAGACCAUAGAGAGCCUGCCGGUGCCGGUCUUGAACGGCGUCCAGCCCACCAAGCAUGAGAACGGCCUGUCCAUGAAGGGGGAGGGCCCCGACUUUGAGGAGAUCAUCGAACUGGCCAAUCACAGCAGCGGCAGCCAUGGAGGGCCGGAGAAAUCGGCGAGCGAGAUCCCCAGUGAGCCAAUCCUGGCCUUCGAGGGGGCGGAGCCCUUCCUGAAGAAAGCCGGCCCCCUCAAGCCCCAGCAAGUCGCAGAGGUCCUGUGAGCUGCACAGCCACCUACCACUUGCAACGGUCACCACUGGGCAGAUGAACAACUCUACACAGCACAGCUUCAGGAGAGAAAUGUGCAGAAACAAAUAAAGACCAGCGACGGCUUUUUAGGGUCAACAAAACUGUAAAAGCAGAAGAAGAUCGAAACGACGCGUACUUCCAAGAAGAAUGAGGAAUAACUCAAGAGAAGGAAUUUGCAAAAUCAGAGAAUUGUCAUACAUGUCAACUUCACUUCAGAUGAGUUUUAUUUUACUGAAAGGAAUAUCACAUGCAGUUUUUAACAUGCACCAUAAAAGACUGACAGCUUAAUCCAUUGUAGAAAACACAAAAGCAGAACAGCCACAAUAUUUUGACUAUUAUUAUAAUUAUGAGUUCGACAAAGAAGUGUGUUGGUUAUUUUGUCUUUAAUAAUUUAGUUAUUUAACUUGGAAAAUGUAAGCAACUACUGGGUACAGUGUAUGUGAAUAAUGUAAAUAAACCUCACAGUGGUCCACCAGGAUACUUCGGUGAGCUACGUCUAAUAAAGGUUUAUGAACAGGACUUGGCAUUCUGCAUCUCUUGUAGCAGGAGACCUUUCAAACAGCUGUUCUUUGAGGCUAGGACCCCCUCCCCUUCCUGCCCCUGAGGGCCACAAUCCCAGCAGCCUUUUCUUGACCCGUUUAAAAUGAGCAGGUUAUGGAAAUCACUCUAAGUGAGCCUUAUUUGGAUUAAUUUAAACCCUUGUAGAGUCCACAUCCACUGGAGACCUUUUUGCUGCGCAGAAGAGGUGUUUAUUGUAUAUAUGGGCACAGGGAAGCACCCUCCUUGCAAUUAGGAAGAUGGCUCCAACAAGAAACGUUACAGCUGACCUUUUAUACACUUACUAGAUAAGGAAUACAAAGAGCUUAAGUCUCAAAGUGGGGGAAAAAAAACUUGUCUUAAUUUCUAUUGGUUAAACAAACUCCUGCUUUGAUCGGAAGAUGUCUACGUAACUAAGCUAUAUCAGUGUUUUUUUCAAGCAGGUAGUUAUAAUUGGCCUUCUACACAAAAUAAUUCUUUGAGAUUCUUAAAACAAGCAUUCUUUGUGUCUGCAGGCCCCUAGUCUUAUCAGCAGACGAUACUGAAAUGUAGCAGCUGGCAUUUUGCUGAAACAGAGAAGAGAAUGUUUAACCCUUCACCCUCAAGUCUUGCAUUGCUGCUAUGUGUGUCCUCCUAAGAAUACAAGAACAGCGACAAACUAAAGAAGGCCUUUAGGCAAAUCUAGACCCUGUGGUAGGUAGUAGCCAAUUGAUCCAAAAAUCUCAUCAGGGCAUUUCUUGUGUGAAGUCUGGCUUCAACAACAUGCCUGGCCAGCUUGUCCAAUACUCCCAUAGCCCUUGAGCGUAAAAGAAGUGCCUCCUGUUCUCAGUUUCAAAAGCACUUCCAUACAGUGUCCACUUGUGUGCUCACUACACUGUUCAUACUGAAGAAGACCGCUAGGUUAACUUUGUCAAAGCCUUUGAGGAUUUUAAAUAUUAGUGUGUAGUUCUUUGUAAUCUUCUGUGAUCAAGACUAAAAAGGUUCAGCUGCUUCAGCCUGUCAGAGUAAGACAUUCCCGUAAGCCCUAGUAUGUAUCUGGUGGCUCUUCUCUGGACUGAUUCCAGAGCAGCUAUGUUUUUUCUGUAACUUGUAACUUGACUGAAAGGGUUCACAGUAUUCUAAGUGAGGCCUUACUAGUGCAUUAUUCAAUUUUCAAUAUUCGAGGACUGCAGUCCUUGAGCCCAGAUGUGUCUUUUCUCGCCAGGGGAAUGACUAUAAGUCUGUCUGUGACACUGCUCUUCCUUUACCUCUCUGCCUGUCUGGGGAAUGAGAAGCGUACGUCUAGACAAGCAGACAAACAAAUUUUGGAGUCUGGUACAAAUGUGUUAAGUCCGGUCUGUGAAUUUUAAAAUUUUGAUGCUCUUCCACCAUGAAAUGGUUCAAUUGUUACAUACUGUGCAGCUUGCAAGUGCAAAACUGGCCAUCUAUUGGAAACACUUGUCAUUAUUAAAUACGUUUAGCAAA